UCUGAGCUAGCCAGCAUCCCAGUCUCGGCUGUGCAGGCUGUUCCCAUCGGUGUUGGCAACCAGACUGUUGCAGCCACAAAGAGGGACGUCAACAAAUUGGCUGUUCGCGGCGACUGCAGUGCCCUCCCCGCUGGCAGUGGUCCGGUUCCGACCAACGACACGGACUCGGCUUUCCUCGCCGACACGGAUCUGUCCAACGCAGCUUUGGCCGCCGUCACCCCGGCCGGAUGGUACCAGACCUUCCAGAACCUCCAGUCUGCGACCUCCGCCUCAGCUUACAUGGGAUACAAGACCUAUGCCACUUACAGUCCUGCGCUGUGCGCAGCUGAUUGCAAACAAAUGACCGGAUGCGCGGCUUUCAACGUUUUCUUCGAGAGAGAUCCCAGCCAAGAUCCCGGCACGGCUUGCCCCAACCCCUCAAGCACCACUGUCAUCAAAUGUAGCUUCUGGGGUGUUGGCAUCGGCCCGUCCACUGCUACCAACAGCGGUGAAUACAGAAACAGCUUCCACGUUGUCAUUGCUGGCUCGAACGGAUACCAGCUUGCAGCACCUGACUACCCCGUCACUGGCUACAACUCGACUUUCACUGAUACGGCUACCAUCAACGCUCCCAACGACUGCAACAGCUACAUCACUUACAGGGCUCACACCGACGGAGCGUACGACCCUUCUCUCUGCGCUGCCGACUGCGCCUCUCAGAGGCAGGAGACAAACCCCUUUAACGGCCUGUACUGCCACUUCUUCACCAGCUACUCGCUUGUCAAGAACGGUGUCGUCCAGGCUCAGAUUUGUGCUCUUUACUCGCGCACUUGGGACAAGAGCUACGCCGUCAACACGGGAUACACCUCCGGCUCUGAUGUUUACACGAUCCAAUACGCAUACUCGUACUCUUACACCGCUGAUAUGGGCACAUGGACCUGCCCUCAAGGCAACGCCGCCGUCGCCUCUACGACAUCCGCAACUUCAUCCACGUCGCAGAUCGCCACUCCUUCCACUCUUUCCACAUCUACCACCUCGCGCGCUGCCACCUCUUCAACCCUGACUACCUCCAGCAGCUCAUCUGCCUCCACGAUCAAGACUUCCACCUCUUUCUCCGUCGCCGCCGCAACAACCAGCAGCACAGCGGUCUCUAGCGGGCCCAUCACCGCCUGCCCCAGCCCA
This is a messenger RNA of Colletotrichum phormii, 1161 nucleotides long. RefSeq lists its product as uncharacterized. The record is from RefSeq and is a predicted model, not a curated record. The annotation marks the transcript as partial. The transcript has a single exon. NCBI's taxonomy places the organism in Eukaryota, Fungi, Ascomycota, Sordariomycetes, Glomerellales, Glomerellaceae.